AUGCUGUUUAGGUACUUCGUUCUCCUGGCCUCUGCCCUGCUCGCCCAGGCCCAUGAUGGACCAGGCUGUGGUACAGCACCCCCUAGCCCCGAGUUCCUGGCAGUGGGACGGCAACUCGCUGAGCGGGAGAAUAUCGCGCGCCAAGAUAACCGUAAUUCGAAGGCGAGGAGAACCAUAGAGGUGGACGUUUAUUUGCACACUGUCGCCACAUCGAGGGACAAACUAGUCAGCAUCACCACCCUCCACAGGCAGUUCGCCGUCCUCCUCAAAUCCUACCUACCGUACGGUAUAACCUUCCACCUCAAGGGCACCACCUCGACCAUCAACGAGAAAUGGUCCCGGGACGGGGACGAGAUGGGGAUGAAGCGCGCGCUGCGCUCCGGCGGCUACCGCGCCCUCAACAUCUACUACGUCGAGGACCUGCACGGCGACCUUGGGUACUGCUACUACCCGACCGACGCGGCCCAGGGCUCGGAGGACUUCUACCGCGACGGCUGCUCCGUCCUGUCGUCCACGGUGCCGGGGGGCUCGAUGGCCGACUUCCGCCUGGGCAAGACGUCCGUCCACGAGACGGGCCAUUGGUUCGGCCUCAUCCAUACCUUUGAGGGGGGUUGCGUCGGCGACAACGACCUGGUCGACGACACACCCGCGCAGGCGAGCGCGUCGGCUGGGUGUCCCAAGGGGAGGGAUUCAUGUCCUCUCAAGCCGGGGUUGGACCCGAUCCAUAAUUAUAUGGAUUACUCGUCAGAUGAGUGUUAUUCUGAGUUCACCAGCGGGCAGAUUGAUCGUAUUUAUAGCUUCUGGGACAAGUAUCGCAAAUAA
Messenger RNA from Clonostachys rhizophaga, 822 nucleotides. The record is from the annotation of a GenBank genome assembly. NCBI's taxonomy places the organism in Eukaryota, Fungi, Ascomycota, Sordariomycetes, Hypocreales, Bionectriaceae.